AUGGCUUUUACAGCACUCAACAACCGCCCGUCAGCACCCGUCGUGCCUGUACAAGCCCCUGCGCCAGUGUCAGAACCGGCCCCGGCUUCGGUACCGACACGUGCGCCGCAUCCCCAAGAAAUCGAUGUCGCCUUUGCUAGUAAUCACGAGCUGCGGAAGCGCGUACACGCCGCCAUAGAUCAAUAUCCAGCACAAAGUACAUUGUUUCGCGACAUUUCAACAUAUAUCCUCAAUCAAACCUCGCAACCUGCCGCUGAACCAGCGACUAAGAAGCGCAAGAUUGAGGAGAGCAACAGCGUGCAGAAGGCCCCAUCCGCAACUGGGGGCAGCCUCACAAGUGCUGCAACCCCAGCAUUCAAGACAUACGCUAGUGUUAGCUUCUCGAUACCGCAGCGCAAGAAAUUCACCCUCGAGUUACUGGACAAGAAGGACGGUGGCAUACGGGCGAUUGGUGCGAGCGGAAAUGUCGAGUUUUCAAUUGCGUGGAAAGAUGUUGACCAGGUUUUCUGCCUGCCUAUUCCUGAAAAGGCGAAGAAGCAGCACAACUUUGUCAUUAUACCACUACAUGGAGACGGUGUUGCCCCCAUACCUGAAGAGCUAAAAGCCUCACCGCCAGAGCCAAUCGUGUGGACGUUUGAGGAAGCUACGGGAAAGAACAUUGUAGAAGGCGAGGACCCAGGGCCAACUGCAAUGGCCGACGCAAUACACCACUGCCUGAUACAAGCAGGCACAGGAAAGCAUGUCGUCUUUCCCGAUUCAGAUGAAUUCGCAAGCGCGAUCCCGGAGAGCCAUAGAAAGGGCGAGAAGGCAUACCACGUAAAGGCACACCGAGGAAGUAAAGAAGGCUAUCUGUUCUUCACCUCUGUGGGUAUUCUCAACGGCUUUAAAAAGCCCCUCGCCUUCUUCGACUUCGCCGCCAUAACCAGCAUAUCCUACACCGCCGUCCUUCGCAAUACGUUCAAUCUCGUCAUCACCACACCCACCGGUGAUAUCGAAUUCGGUAUGCUUGACCAAGCAGACUUUGCCGGCAUAAAUGAAUAUGUGCAGAAGCACGGUCUUCAGGAUGCUAGUUUGGCAGCCGACCGACGUGCUAAGAAGCUUAAUGUGAACAAGAUUGGCGGCAAGAAGGACGCUGCCAAUACCGCUGAGGCUGAAGGGGCUGCGGAAGAAGAGGAGAGCGAGUUACAAAAGGCAGAGAGGGAAUUACAGGAACAGGAAGACGACGAAGAAGAGGAUGACGAUUUUGAUCCAGGGAGUGAGGGCGAGAGCGAGGGAUCGGGAUCGGACAGUGAGGACGAUGAAGAAGGUGAGGGGUAUGAGGAGGGCGAUACUGCAGAGAUUGAGCCUGACGAGGUGGACCAUGAUGAGAUGCAACACUAG
Molecule: messenger RNA, 1380 nt
Organism: Bipolaris victoriae FI3
Lineage: Eukaryota; Fungi; Ascomycota; Dothideomycetes; Pleosporales; Pleosporaceae
Exons: 3
Coding region: 1-1380 (459 amino acids)
Molecular function (GO): nucleosome binding; histone binding
Source: RefSeq, a predicted model, not a curated record